Molecule: messenger RNA, 2747 nt
Organism: Sphaerulina musiva SO2202
Lineage: Eukaryota; Fungi; Ascomycota; Dothideomycetes; Mycosphaerellales; Mycosphaerellaceae
Product: UPF0075-domain-containing protein
Exons: 1
Coding region: 40-1326 (428 amino acids)
Biological process (GO): peptidoglycan turnover; amino sugar metabolic process
Molecular function (GO): ATP binding; phosphotransferase activity, alcohol group as acceptor
Source: RefSeq, a predicted model, not a curated record
ACGACGAAUGGCGUCCACGGCGAUGGAAGUUCCCUGGAUAUGACAGUGCUCGGCCUCAACUCAGGCACAUCCAUGGAUGGCAUCGAUUGUGCGCUAUGCCGAUUCCGACAGUCUUCUCCAGAGGCGCCCAUGCAGUUUGAACUGCUCCAAUAUGACGAGAUUCCUCUAGAACAGAAGAUCAAGAAGCGCGUCAUGAACAUGAUCCUCAAGAAUACCACGACGCCCGAAGAACUUUCCGAAGUGAACGUACUUCUGGGAGAAACGUUUGCCAGAGCGGUGCAGGAAUUCACGUCCAAACACGACAUUCCGACCUCCACCAUCGAUGCCAUCGGUUCCCAUGGUCAGACCAUCUGGCUCCUCAGCAUGCCAGAGCAAGGCCAAACACAAUCAGCCUUGACCAUGGCGGAGGGUACCUUCAUUGCCAGCCGAACGGGAAUCACCACCGUUACCGACUUUCGAGUCUCUGAUCAAGCAGCCGGACGUCAAGGAGCACCCUUAAUUGGCUUCUUCGACUCUCUCGUCCUUCAUCACCCCAGAAAACUCAGAGCAUGCCAGAACAUUGGGGGUAUUGCGAAUGUAUGCUUCAUUCCACCCGAUCACGAUGGAAAGCUGAAUCAAGAGUAUUUUGAUUUCGACACCGGGCCAGGCAACGUCUUCAUCGAUGCAGUUGUGCGGCAUUUCACCAACGGCGAGCGCGAGUACGACAAGGAUGGUGCCAUGGGUCGUGCUGGAACAGUAGACCAAGAAAUGGUCGACGAAUUCCUCACUCAACAUCCAUACUUUUCCAAGGCGCCUCCCAAGACCACAGGGCGCGAAGUGUUCCGAGACACGAUUGCCCACGACCUGAUCGAUCGAGGCCUGAAAAAAGGUCUCUCGCAAAACGACAUUGUUGCAACAGUAACGAGAAUCACAGCACAGGCGAUCGUAGACCACUACCAUCGCUACAUGCCCCAGCAGUAUGGUCCUCUUGCGGAAAUCUUCAUGUGUGGCGGAGGAGCGAAGAACCCCAAUAUCGUGGACUACAUGUCACGAGCAUUUCCCGAAACGAGAAUCGUCAUGCUCGAUGAAGCUGGUGUACCAGCAGAUGCGAAAGAAGCCAUCACGUUCGCAUGGCAAGGGAUGGAGGCCAUCGUAGGCAGAAGUAUCCCUGUGCCAGACCAAGUGGAGUCUCGACAGCCGUACGUGCUGGGCAAAAUCAGCCCAGGGAAGAAUUAUCGUGCGGUCAUGCGUCAAGGUGUCCAGUUCGGUGCAGGACAAGACGUCCUGGAGCCAGUCUCGGAGCUGGUGAAUAUUGUGAAUGGCAAGGUAUUUAACAACAAAAUUUGAAGCGUGGUCCAAGAUGUCCCACACACGAAAAGAAACUCGUCAUUCAGGUCAUGUUCCACGGUACCUGCGAGAAAUCGAAAAUUUGAUCCAAAUCGCCCAAAAUCUCAGAGGGGAGUUGAAAUGGAGAUAGAUCCAUGUUUUCGUCCAUCGCUCGAGAGCUAUAAGGAGAUAACGUGGUAGCGUAGACCGUCUCCGGUUCUGGCCGAGGCAUCGAGUUUGUAGCUUCUGAGCGAAUAUGUUGCACUUUGCUGGUCCUGUGCCUUUGCAGCGUCAUGUACUCAUCAAUGCGUGUGAUUUGGUCUCUGAGCCGCUGACUGGCGCCUUUGCUGGCGUGCAAACCUUCCAAGCUGGAAAGCAGUUGAAUCAUAGCCAUCAUGACGCCGCGGAUGUUGUUGUAAUCAAUCUCACUCAGCGUUUGUCCCAGAGUGGUGGCGAGUAUCUGUCCGAUCACGCCGAGAUGGAACAGUAAUGGAACGCUGAUGGCGUGGUGGUAAGCGGUCGGUAUGGCGAUGAAGGCACUCACCACCUCGUUCGCGAUUUGGCACUUUUCGGCAAUGCUCGCACCCGUGGCAGACAGUAGAACCAUUCGCAGCAACUGCACCGUGGCGAUGAUGUCUGCCGCUUGGAAUCCGAAUCUGUCCAGUCGGGGUUUGGAGGUGAUGGGAUUAGUCGUCUUGAAACACUGUGGCAGGUUGGCAUGCAUCUGCAUCACGCUUGCAAGAACCGCUUCUUGUGACAGAGAGUCCGACGCAUGCAAGACUUCGUCGAUGAGUGUUUGUCUCUGAGCACGGCUGUUGCGAGCACAAAGCCGCAUCAUGAUAUGUUCCAGCACUCGAUAGAGAUCAAUGACGAUAUUGCGUCCUGCAAUCCAGCUGAUAGCACCAGAGUCCGAAUGAAGAGCGCCAGGCGAUGUAUCCGGCUGACCAUUCGGUACUGUGAUGCUUGCGAACCCAGCAUCGUCGAACAUGUCAUCAUCGGCUUCAGUUGGGUAGGACACGCUGGACUGAUACUCUCGCGAUCGGAUGACACCUCCCCAAACGAUGGAUGUGAAGAUAUCCAGAGUGUAGACCGACCAGAACAGUCUCCGACGUUCUUCUUUUUCCACUAUACCAAUAUUCUUAGGCCAAUUGACUUCGUCGUGGAGUCCUCCGGCGGCAACGAUGGUGUGGUAUCGACCAAGAUGUUCGUGCAUAUCACGAACCUUGCCAUCUUGAAUCGCUGCGAGUGCCAGAAUUGCAUGAGUACGUAGGUUAUUGAUAUCGCCCACUGCAGUCUCACUCCCGAGCUGCCAAAUAGCUUCCUUGUAGUAGAUAUCUGGUGGCGGCUCUCGCAAGCUUGAGACAUCCCAGCGCGGACUGAAGACUGCCCCGUCUCGGACACGUGCCGACACGAGAGCGCAUACUGCCAUCGUCACUGCGAAG